Messenger RNA from Chelonia mydas (Green sea turtle), 2482 nucleotides. It is a transcript of the gene GET4, whose product is annotated as guided entry of tail-anchored proteins factor 4. Gene Ontology annotation, molecular function: protein binding. Gene Ontology annotation, cellular component: BAT3 complex; cytosol. Bases 195 to 1187 code for a protein of 330 amino acids. The transcript is spliced from 9 exons. The record is from RefSeq and is a predicted model, not a curated record. Lineage: Eukaryota; Metazoa; Chordata; Testudines; Cheloniidae. Gene Ontology annotation, biological process: protein insertion into ER membrane.
CGCCAAGUCACGUGGUGUGGCGCCGCCACCGCGAAGCUGCGUUGCGGGCACUGGCCCGCCCAGGCUGCCGUCGUGCUUGGUGGGCGGGGCUGACGGAAGCCGGCCCGGGUAGAGAGCAGCUUGGGCCUGCGUGUAGCAAGGCAGCUGCGGGGCCGGGCCCGUGUCUCUCUCUCCGCCCGCCCCUCUCCGCAUCAAUGGCGGCGGCGAUGAUGGCGGCGGCGGAGCAGGAGGCCUCGAAGGGCGGCGGCGGCGGGCGGAACCGGGGUGGGGUGCAGCGGGUGGAGGGGAAGCUCCGCGCCAGCGUGGAGAAGGGCGAAUACUACGAGGCGCACCAGAUGUACCGGACCCUCUUCUUCAGGUAUAUGUCCCAAGGCAAACACGUAGAAGCAAGAGAACUGAUGUAUUCAGGGGCACUGUUGUUCUUCAGUCACAGCCAACAAAACAGUGCUGCUGAUCUGUCCAUGCUGGUUUUAGAGUCCUUAGAGAAAUCGGACGCAAAAGUAACAGAUGAACUACUAGAAAACUUGGCUAAAGUGUUUAGUUUGAUGGAUCCAAAUUCUCCUGAAAGAGUAGCUUUUGUGUCCAGAGCACUGAAGUGGUCCAGUGGUGGAUCAGGGAAACUUGGUCAUCCGAAACUACAUCAGUUAUUAGCCAUCACGUUGUGGAAAGAGCAAAACUAUUGUGAAUCUCGGUAUCACUUCUUGCACUCCAUGGAUGGCGAAGGAUGUGCUAAUAUGCUAGUAGAAUAUUCAUCAUCCAGGGGAUAUCGCAGUGAGGUGGACAUGUUUGUAGCUCAGGCAGUCUUACAAUUUCUCUGCUUAAAAAAUAAGACGAGUGCAUCAGUGGUUUUUACGACAUAUACACAGAAACAUCCUUCAAUAGAAAAGGGGCCUCCAUUUGUACAACCGUUGCUAAAUUUCAUCUGGUUUCUGUUGCUGGCUGUCGACGGAGGAAAACUAACAGUAUUUACAGUAUUGUGUGAACAGUAUCAACCUUCACUGAAAAGAGAUCCUAUGUAUAAUGAGUACCUAGAUAGAAUAGGACAGCUCUUCUUUGGAGUUCCACCCAAGCAGACGUCAUCCUACGGAGGAUUACUAGGAAAUCUUUUAAACAGUCUGAUGGGAGCUGGGGAAGAUGAUGAUGCAGAAGAUGGUCAAGAAGAUAGCAGUCCUAUUGAACUUGAUUGAAUUUUUUUUCAUUAGGAGCUGCAUGAAUUUGGCAAUUUGAUAACUCAAAAGACAAUUUCAGAAUUUGGAUCCUGCAGUUGUUUCUCAACAACUAAAAGGGCUCCUCUGUUCUGUUAAAGAAGGUUGCUGAAAUGUUUUAUGAUGUUUGGUCUAUAUUAUUUAUGUAAAAAGAAAUAGCCAAUAGAACUGAUUGGAAUGAUUGUUAUCAGACUUCCAGUAUGCUGGCUGAUGGCUUUGAUUAAGAUGUAUAGUCUUCUGCAGUUUCAAAUGCAGUAUUCCCUUUUUCACAAUAACAUAAAAUAAAGCAUAAACAUUUGUUUGGUGCUUUACAUUUUUAAACCAGUUUUGUUUUAGUGUAUUAUGAAAAAUGCUUGACCUUUGCUGUCACAAAGGAAUGUCUUGAAAGGCAGGGUAAAUAGUUGUAUAGCUUAUCUAUAAACCCAGUGCCAAAAGUAUUUCAAGACAAUCCAGAGAGGGUGUAAUUAAAGGUGCGCAGUCAGGAAACUUCAAAACCACACACGCAUCCCUGAAAUUCAUUCCUGUCACAGCAAUUAGUAUAAUUUGCACCAUCCAGAACAAUUCUGUGUAUCUAAAAUCAGUCUUCAAAUUACACCAUUCUUAUACAGAUGUUCCUUUAAAGUAGUUGCUCACCUCUCCUCUGAUAAGAAUGGAUCAUUUGAAUGUAGAUGAUUGGCUGCUAAUUAGACCAGACUUUCUUAGCCUUGUUGUUUUAUACAUAGAUAUUCAGCAGCUAAAAACCUCCUCCAACACACACUUUUUUUCUUUUAGAAUGGAGUCUUUUAGAUUUAGGUCUGUAAUAGUGCGUAAAGGUGACAGUUUGAGGUUUUGUUUUAGUAACCAAACAAAACCACUACAUUUGUUUGCUAUAAGCAGCACAUGGGAAAAAUCUUUGCAACACAGUUCUAUUUACAGAAAAGGGAUACUGCAAAACUAUCAGUUCUUUAAGAUACAAUAUUUAUUUUUAUUGGGUGGUUGAUUCAUUUAACACUUUAUGUAAAAAAAAAAAAUAACCACAAACUGCAUUAGGCAUAAUAAUUCUCGUCUCCUUUCAAUGCAGUGCACCACGUGAUAGCUGUAUGAUUAAAAGAUGAAAUCGGGGAAACACUUUAUUUUUUCACAUCUAAAAUAAAAGGCUUAGAUUAAUACACAGUGAUCAUGCAUGGGGGGAAUAAUACAUUUUUAUUUACUGUAAAAAAAAAAAAAAAAAAAAAAAAGAAUUUAAAGGAGGACUUUGUGUUAAUUGUUGAGUAUUAAAUAAAUACUUUAUACUGGGA